Loxodonta africana (African savanna elephant) is the source of this 1941-nucleotide messenger RNA. Its product is annotated as spindlin-2. The record is from RefSeq and is a predicted model, not a curated record. The coding region runs from base 1 to 777 and encodes 258 amino acids. NCBI's taxonomy places the organism in Eukaryota, Metazoa, Chordata, Mammalia, Proboscidea, Elephantidae. The transcript has a single exon. Gene Ontology annotation, biological process: regulation of DNA-templated transcription; gamete generation. Gene Ontology annotation, cellular component: nucleoplasm; cytosol.
AUGAAGACCCCCAACGUACAGGAGACCGAAGGGCAACAAACCAGAGCAGAUGCAGGACUGGCCACUGGGUCUGCAAACAUGUCAAAGAAAAAAGUCUUCCAAAAGAAGCAGAGGGGUAGACCUUCUUCCCAACCCCUCAGGAACAUUGUGGGAUGCCGAAUUUCACACGGAUGGAAGGAAGGCGAUGAGCCCAUCACCCAGUGGAAGGGAACAGUUCUGGAUCAGGUGCAUAUAAAUCCUUCUCUUUAUCUGGUGAAAUAUGAUGGAAUUGACUGUGUCUAUGGACUGGAACUUCAUAGAGAUGAAAGAGUUUUGUCUCUUAAAAUUCUCUCUGACAGGGUGGCAUCAUCUCAAGUCAGUGAUGCUAACCUUGCAAACACCAUAAUUGGCAAAGCAGUGGAACAUAUGUUUGAGGGUGAGCAUGGUUCUAAGGAUGAAUGGAGGGGGAUGGUUUUAGCCCAAGCACCUAUCAUGAAAGCCUGGUUUUAUAUUACCUAUGAGAAAGAUCCUGUCUUGUACAUGUACCAGCUUUUAGACGAUUAUAAAGAAGGUGAUCUCCGUAUCAUGCCAGAGUCCAAUGAGUCUCCUCCAGCAGAGAGGGAGCCAGGGGGAGCUGUAGAUGGCCUGAUAGGUAAACAUGUGGAAUAUACCAAAGAAGAUGGCUCCAAACGAAUUGGCAUGGUCAUCCACCAAGUGGAAGCCAAACCCUCUGUGUAUUUCAUCAAGUUUGAUGAUGAUUUCCACAUCUAUGUCUAUGAUUUGGUGAAAAAGUCCUAACUGUUAUGGUAACUUUUGCCACAUUUGUGUGCUCUGUAGACAUGCAAAACAUGUUCCUUUUUGGUGUAUUGAAAGCUUAAGGGUCCUUGUGAACCCUACAUCUUAGCUAGAACAACUGUUGUUUUGUUUUCAAAAAUACAAAUGUAUGUGGACAUGACAUGCCUUGUGUAAGGAAUGUGUGUUCUUGAAAAGGUUGAGUGUGUUUUGUGGAGCAGCAGGAAAGGAAGGAACAGCUGUACAUUCCGGCUGUGAAUAAAGUUAAGCUGGUAUCAUAAUCAGUCAUCUAAAAAUGGAAUAGGAUUCAGGUGGCCUGGCCUAGAGAGGCGGAGGGGAAGGAAUUAGAGAUGGGCUGUGAGGGAGAGAGAGGAGGAUAUAAUCGCUUAGGAAGAGAUGGGGAGAUGCCAGAAAUGGAGAGGCUCCCUGGAGAAAAGGGAAAACUAGUGAGGGGGAGAUAUCCAGCUGAGAAGGUGGUGGAGAAUGACAGGGAGAGAGUGAGAUCUUAGAGUUUAGAGGAAAACAGACAAUAGACUGAGUAGAGAGGGUCACAAAGAAGUAUGGAAGGGGUCCAGAGCAAGGGGGUGAGAGAUCAAGCUGGCAGGAAUCUGGGGGAGAUAAUAAAGGAUGCACAAAGAGAGGAUCUGUACAUGCAUGGGAAGCCAGAGUGGAAGAAACACUGAAGAAGAAAUGUUAGGAAGAAAGACUAACAGAGGGAGUGAGAACACAGGAAAAGGGGUGUGGGGAGUGGGGGUGCAGGAUGUACGGGAAAGGCCUGGAAGAAGCUGGAAUUCUGGCAGCACCCACAUUGCCCUUCCUGGCUCUGUGAAAAAAGAAAGGGACAAUUGUCAAAGAAGCCAGCUCAACUGGAGGUUCCCUAGGAGGGUAUUUGACUGGAUGACUCAGGCCAGUUAAGCGGGAACCAAAUUCAUACCAGAAGGCUUUUCUUAUUUCAGGGAGUCCAUGGCACACCCUCUUGCUGCAUGUUGCCUCCAGCUGAGCAGAACCUCAGCCCUCAGCUAAACACACUAACCGUGGUAGCCCAUAACUGCUGGGCUAUGGGGCACCUCCUCACUUUUCCUGGACCACCCUGGUGCAGGAAAUAUUUGGCCUGAAAGUCUUGGUUCAUUUUCCCUUCACUGGAUAAGCAAUACUUGUGGGGAAUGGAAC